AUGCCGCCACAGAACGACUACUUCUUCUCCCGGCCCAUGGACAUGGGCCUCGUCACCGACCACGCACUGCAGAGGGCCCUGUGGGAACGGGUCUUCUCCAAGAGCUACCUCAACGUCGACUUCAAAGACUCGGCGCUGCUCCUGACCGAGGCCCCGCAGACGCCGAGAAGCGUGACGGAGAAGACUGUCGAGGUGCUGUUUGAGGAGUACGGCUUCAGCCGUGUGUGUCUAUGGCCUGCGGCUGCUCUGGUGCCCCACUACUACCGCAAGAAGAGGGGCAUUGGGGGCGAAAACCCCUGCUCCCUGGUGGUAGACUGCGGUGCGUCGUCCUGCCUGGCUGUGCCGGUGUUUGAGAACGAGAUGGUCCCCUUGGCCACGCGCCGGCUGGACGUGGGCGGGGACCUCCUGACCACCCACCUCACCAAUGUCCUCAUGAACACGCAGAAGGAGAAGGAGAAGCAGAACUGGCUGCGAGACAAAUUCCUCAUCAGCGAACAUGUGAGCAGAGCAGAGAGGAAAGGGUCUUUGUGUGUGUCAAACCGAUGGUCAUCGCCAUGUCGUGCCUUUUCUCUUUGUGCAGGUGAAGCAGUCGUGCUGUUUCGUUGCUGAAGAUUUUGUGGGCACGAUGGAUCUUGCCAAGCGAGAGCUGGACGACGCCCGGCCCUCCAUCUCAGCGGCUGGCGCCCUCAUCCACGCCUCACGCACCCGCCGAUUCGCCACACACCUCUUCUGCGAAUACGUCCUGCCAAACGCUGAAGCGGGACGGGUGAGAAGUCUCUCGCACACACCAAGUGUCUGUUCCACUCAACCCACUGCCAUUGCCUUUGUGUGUGUCCAGGAGGGAUACGCGUACAUCCCAGGCCGCAAUCGGCAGGGCAUCCCCCCACCCCCCGGCGGCCCCCUGCAGCCCUUCCCCCCAACCUUCAGCCCACCUUCAGUCGACAGCAGCGACAGGAAGCGCAAGCGCAACAAGAGGGGGCCGGUCAGGCGGAGCGCGCGAGAGAGGAGGCGGCGGCAUGAUGACGACGAGGAGGACUAUGACCCCGACGAGGACGGCGAUCAGGAGGAGGGGUGUGGGGCGGAUGACAUGGGGGAGGAGAGCCCUGCUGCCGCUGCUGGUGAGGGGGGGCUGGGGUGUAUGGAUGUGGUGAACGAUGAGGGGUCGAGUGGCGGUGGUGGUGGUGGGUUUGAUGCAGCCAAGUGGUGUGAGCGGUGGCCGCCGCCCGAUGACGACGAGACCCACGUGCUGAGGCUCAACAACGAGCGCAUUCUCAUUCCUGAGAUACUCUUCAGGCCAUCAGGUACACACACACGCUGCCCACACGAUAUCACAAAAAGGGACGGGCAAUGUGUGUUGUGUGUGUGUGUGUGCGUGUGUGUGUGGUUGCAGACAUGUGUUUGAGCGACAAGGACCUGAAGGAGUACAAGAUCGGUCCCCACGUGCAGCACCAGUGGGGCCUGCCCGAGACCAUCCAGCGGGCCAUCUACGCCUCGCCCCCGGAGCUGCAGCCGCACCUCCCCGCCUGCAUCCUCCUCGCGGGCGGCACCACCAAGCUGCCCCACUUCAAGCAACGACUAAUGCGCGACCUCCGCCCCAUGCUGCCUCAGGCAAGCCCAGCCGAUCCAUGUGUCCGUCCAUGUGUGUGUGUGGUUGGUGUGUGUUUGUGCAGGAGUGGUUGAUAGAGAUGCACCACUGCAGCGAGCCGGAGCUGUGCGCGUGGCGUGGCGGGAGUGUGUUUGCGACGUCGGGUGACUUCUACCCCAACUCGAUGAGUAGGCGCGAGUACUUUGAGGGUGUGGAGGAGGCCAAGAGGGCCGCUGCCGGUGCCAGAGGCAGAGGCAGGGGAUAGAUAGGUUGUGGGAG
This is a messenger RNA of Vitrella brassicaformis, 1864 nucleotides long. The record is from the annotation of a GenBank genome assembly. Lineage: Eukaryota; Vitrellaceae.